Molecule: messenger RNA, 3024 nt
Organism: Symbiodinium sp. CCMP2456
Lineage: Eukaryota; Dinophyceae; Suessiales; Symbiodiniaceae
Source: the annotation of a GenBank genome assembly
AUGGCUCCUGCGGGAGGUUCCAAUCUUUGUGGCGAGGUGUGCCCUGUUCGGGUUGUUGCCCGUUUUCGACCUCCAGUUUCUGAAGAAGAGCAGGAGGAGAACCCAGCGUUCACCGUUAACGCUGCAGGUGUAGUUGAGUCUGCUGACCACUUGCACUGUUUCCGGUUGGACAGCGCGUUCGGUCAGGAAACAAGCCAACAGCAAGUUUACGAAGAUGUAGGUCGACGUGUGGUGCAAGAUGUGUUGUCCGGAUAUAAUGGUACGAUCCUGGCCUAUGGACCUACAGGGUCUGGCAAGACCUUUUGCAUGUUCGGGCCACCGCAGGGUCGAAGUCCCGGAGAUCUGGAAGGGCUGGUGCCGAGGGCUGUGGAGCAGGUCCUGCAGCAUGUCCAAGAAAGUGGAGGCACCAAGCUGCAGUGCAGCUUUUUCGAGGUCUAUUUGGACAGAGUGCGCGACUUCCUGAGUCCAAAGACGCCGAACCCACAGUUGAAGGAGUUCCCCGGUGGCGUGGAAGGUCUCACUUACAAGGAGAUCUCCACAGCCGCUGAAGCGUUGCAGAUUUUGCGACUGGGGUUGAGGCUCAGAGUGGCCGCCAACACCAGCUUGAACGAGCACUCAUCCCGUUCUCAUGCAAUCUUCUCCUUGCUUUUGCGACAAACGCAGCAAAGCGGAAUUCGAGUGUGCAAGUUGACACUGGUUGAUCUUGCUGGAUCGGAGAAGGUCCGCAAAAGUGGUUCUGUCGGUGGCAUGCUGGAGGAAGCGAAGAAAAUCAACUCCUCCCUGAGUGCGCUCGGUCAUGUGAUAGAAGCGCUUUCCGAGCGAAGGCCGCAUGUGCCCUACAGAGACUCCCGCCUCACGCGGCUGCUGGAAGAAUCCUUGGGUGGCAACUGCCGCACGACUCUCUUGGUAGCUUGCUCGUCGAGCAGCAUCCAUGCUUCCGAGACUUUGUCUUCACUGCGAUUCGCGGUCCGUGCGAGAAAGGUGGAGAACAGUGUUGGCGUGACUGUUAGCAGCCCCCACCAAUCGUCGCAAUCUUCCGACAGGCAGCUUGAGAGACGAAUUGCUCAGCUUCGUCGAGAGCUCGCCAGAUUGGAAAGUCGCCGAUCUGUCUCGCGCUCCCUGUCGGCAGACAGGCGCAUGUCAUCAAGGUCUACCGUCGCAAAGUCGAUGUCCACAUCGUCAUUAAGUCCGGAGCGCCCGCGCAGCAGCAGGAUAUCACCGGCUGCUGGUGCUAUGAAGGACAACAAGGCUGACAAGGCGACCAGCCAUGCUGGGCAGAGCCACUUGGAUGUUCCAGAGGCACUGCCAAUUUGCAACAGCGUCACGUUGCUUGGCAGCUGCAGGAGCACCGCUGACCCAGGAUCGGGUGUGUCGUCCACCUGCUCAGUGGCCGCUGUCUCGACAGGCUCCGCCGCUGGCACACCGCUUUCUCGAGAUCGUGAUGCAACUGCGAGAGAGGAGUCCCCAUGCCCGCCGACCACUCGCGGCAGUUACAGCUUUCUCAUUGAGGCGACACCUUUGGCUGACAUGCCGGUCACACUGAAGGGCUGGACUGCCAAUCAGUCGUCAGUGCAGAUUCUGUGUGGUGACACAGACAUUUCUGAGGUGAAGCCCCUGGGGAUUGAAGGAGGUCGCCCCCCAAUGGCAACGGAGAUGUCCGGCCGCUGCCGCGAGCUGGAGAGACAACUCGAAGCCGAACGGCGGCAGCAUGCGCUUGAGCUUGAGAGCCUUCAGCGGCAGCACAUCGAGGGGCGUCUUCAAGCACUGACUUCGCUUUCGCCGGUGAGCACUGCCCCGGGAGCCUCACGCUUGGCAGCGCUGGCCAAGUCCGUGCCAUGCUCGAACGUCGAAAGCAUUGCCAGGACUCAAUCGUCAGAAGGGCUAAAGCUGUCGGCGAGGAAUGAUGAAGCUUGGCCAGCGAGGUUUGCGCCUCCGCUGGUGGGCCCAAGUUGCCUUGCACCAGUGCUGCCAUGCUCGCAUCCAAGCCGAGCUCCAAGAGCUUCUCCGGUACUGAGCCAGGAGGCUAGUCGGGAUGUGAAGCAGUCGCAAAUCGAAUUGGGUGGGCGUUGGGCGUACUUUCGCAGGGCUUGCCGGAACGGCCAGGCUACCGUGGCUCUGACAUCUCUGUCAAGCGCUGCACCUCAUGCACCGAAGUGCCAGGCAGAAGCUGCUCGCCUCGGCAAGAGUCAGAUUCUCGGGUGUGCAGUUGGUACCCCUCCCCCGCUCCCAAGAAUGCCGUCAGUCAUGAUCAACAUCUGCCGACGCGAAGCCAGAGUGGUGUCGGAAGCGAAAGACUGGAAGGACGAGGCAAUUCUGGUGCCGCACGAGUGCAUCCGCUGGUGGAAUUCCAACCUCUUGGAGAUCCUGGCCGACUUCGAGCCGGUGAAGCGCCCUACAUCUGCGUGGAAGACGAAGGUGCUUAUGGAUUUUCUGGAAAACUAUUACCUUCCUUGUGUCCAUCAUCACCACCGCAGCGAAGAGGAAAUCUACAAUCCAGGCAUCCUGGAGAAAUGCAAGAGCAUGGGCGUGGCUGAUCCAUUUCCCAAGGUGAAGAAGGAUCACGAGACUCUCGUUGCUCUACUGGACAAGGUAGUCACGUUCCGGAAACCGAUCGAAUCAGGCGAUGCUAAGGCUGUAGAGGAGUUCAAGGCGGCCAUGAAAGAGAUGAUCAAGUUCAUGGAGGAGCACCUCGCCGAGGAAGAGCAGGACUACCCCAAGAUUUUCGCGGACUGUCAGCUCACGCAGGAGGAAGAGGGUGUACUCCUGAACAAGAUUUUGGAAGGCCUGGGCUUAGACGGUAGCAAGCGUUUCUUGCCGCCCAUCAUGUAUGCAAUGGUUUUGUGGAGGGGCAAGGACAAGAUGAUGGAGUGGGAGGCCAAGCUACCUGGGCCAAUUCGCAUGCUGAACAGCAACUGCUGGCUCAACGACUUCCACGAGAAUCAACUCCGUGUACUUGAGGCUCUCAAGAAGGAAGAGGCAUUCGAGCCUCACGCUCCGUCAUGCAACUUAUGUUCCGUGAUGUGA